Messenger RNA from Sphaerodactylus townsendi, 4055 nucleotides. RefSeq names its product tRNA nucleotidyl transferase 1 (gene TRNT1). Bases 132 to 1460 code for a protein of 442 amino acids. Gene Ontology annotation, biological process: RNA processing. The transcript has 8 exons. Gene Ontology annotation, molecular function: nucleotidyltransferase activity; RNA binding. Lineage: Eukaryota; Metazoa; Chordata; Lepidosauria; Squamata; Sphaerodactylidae. The record is from RefSeq and is a predicted model, not a curated record.
GCCCGCCUCCUGGGGUGGAGCUGACGCCCGGGCCCGCCUUCCCCGUCGCCGUGUUUUUAGCUCACGGCCUGUGCCGUCCUCGUAGCUGCUGCAACGAGAGAGGCCGGCUGGUACAAGCCGCGAGUAGCUGGAUGCGGAUGUGCCUGUUCCUUCUGGGCUGCAGGGCAGGUUUCUCUCUGUUACCCCAUAGCAGCAGCACCACUGCCACAGGGUUUCCAGUCUUGUGGCGGCAUUUAACGACAAUGAAGGUGUGGUCUCCGGAGUUCCAGUCCCUCUUCACACCGGGAUUGAAGAGUGUAGCAGAAUUAUUUGACAAAGCCAAGCAUGAACUAAGAAUAGCUGGAGGCGCUGUAAGAGACUUGCUUAACGGGAGGACACCCCAAGAUGUCGACUUUGCCACCACUGCUACUCCAACUCAAAUGAAGGAGAUGUUCCAGAGCGCAGGUGUCCGUAUGAUCAACAACCGAGGGGAAAAACAUGGAACCAUCACUGCAAGGCUUCAUGAGCAGAACUUUGAAAUUACCACAUUGAGAAUCGAUUUGAUUACCGAUGGGCGACAUGCAGAAGUGGAAUUCACAACUGACUGGGAAAAGGAUGCAGAAAGGAGAGAUCUCACAAUCAAUUCUAUGUUCCUAGGCUUGGAUGGCACACUUUAUGAUUAUUUCAAUGGCUAUGAAGAUUUAAAAAACAACAAAGUCAGAUUUGUAGGACAUGCAGACCAGAGAGUAAAAGAGGAUUAUUUACGAAUUCUGCGUUACUUCAGGUUUUAUGGGAGGAUAGCAGAGCAGCCUGGUGACCAUGACUCCCAAACACUGGGGGCAAUCAAAGAAAAUGCCAAAGGCUUAGCUGGAAUAUCAGGAGAGAGGAUUUGGAUGGAAUUGAAGAAAAUUGUUACUGGGAACCAUGUUAAUCAUCUGGUUCGGCUGAUGUAUGACCUUGAAGUGGCUGGCUAUCUGGGAUUGCCCAUUAGUGGGAGCUUAAAGGAAUUUGACACAGUCUGUAAAAAUGUUCACAAUCUCUUUCCAAAACCCAUGACCGUUCUAACAUCGCUGUUCAAGGUACCAGAUGAUGUCUUGAAACUGGAUUUGAGGCUGAAAAUUUCAAAAGAUGAAAAAAAUCUUGGGCUAUUUCUGCUGAAACACAGGAGGGACCUGACCAAAGCUUCCGAUGCUGCCGAACCACUUAAACCUUAUCAAGACUAUGUUAUAGAUUCAAGGGAACCUGAUGCAACAUCCAAAGUCUGUGAGCUUCUGAAGUACCAAGGUGAAGAACAUCUUCUGAAAGAAAUGCAAGACUGGUCUAUUCCUGCUUUUCCAGUAAGCGGCCAUGACUUAAGAAGAAUGGGGAUUUCUUCUGGGAAGGAAAUUGGGACAUACUUACAGCAACUGCGGGACCAGUGGAAAAAGAGUGGGUACCAGAUGGAUAAGGAUGAACUCUUAAACUACGUGAAGAAGGCAUAAAACAAAACUAGAGAAGAUCCAGAUGUAAAAUAGUGCAAUUCAUAAAGUUGUUAUAACAAACUCUAUGUGCAAAUUAGUUUUUGUUAUCCAAUUUGGUUUUGAGAGUUUUCAGAAGAAUCUCUUUUUUUUCAUUUUAUAAGGAACACGGAGAUUCACAAAACGAUGUUCUUGUGGUAGUGUGUGGGUUCGUUCUUCAUGCCGAGGAAUAUAUUUUUGUUAUUGUAAUUACUUUUUUAAAAAAUGUAUACUUUAUUAACACCUUUUAAAGGACAAACAGAUACCAGGGGCAGAGCGAGAACUCCUGAUUUCCUCUACGUCAAAUAUAAACACAGUAAAAAAUUUACCACUAUCUCCCUAAUUACAAUUAUGAAACUAUUAUGCAACUACUGAUUGAGUAAGAUUCACAGUUUUCUCUUUUAUAUCCAUUUUUUUAAUUUUCCUAGUGCUCAGAUCCACAAAUCAUUUUUUUCUGUUAUAACCACAGAGUCUAUCAGGGGUUUCCUGUUACUGAUAAACUUAAAUUCUUUUCUCUAAUCAAUGAAGUCCCCUUAGCCAUCUGGACCAAUUCUAAUAUCUUCACAAGCCAUUCUUCUGUUGUGGGUGAAUUUCACAUGGGCCAAAAACAGCGGUGUGAAAACGGUUUAAAAUGGUUUAAACCGGUGUAGAAAGGUUUAAAAUGUUUUCACACUGUUUUCAAACUGCUGUUUUUGGCCCAUGCGGAAUCCGCCUAUUUUUUCUCAAACCAUCUGUCCAUAUGGUAUUGUGUUAAACACAAGCAAAACUAACGCAGAGAUCAACUAUCUUCUUCUCUACCUGAGCAUGUUUUAAACAAAAUACCUUUUCAGAGUUUAGCUUCAGCAGGUGAAAUAGAGACCAAAGUGGGAUUUAUAAUGAUUUUGAACUCAACUGAGUGUCAGUUAAAAUCUUUCUUCACCAAUUCACAAAUAAGCUGCUGUAUCAUGGAUAACAUCAAGAGGUAUUUUGCAAGCCAGUAGAUGAGAUUUUAUGCCCCCUCUCCCGCCCCAGGGCUCGACACAUAGAGUGAACGCCAGUGCUUUAAAUUAAGUGUUGGACUGAAGAGGUUUUGGUGCAAGUGUUCAUUGUCAUAGAAUGGAAAGUUCACCUUGAUUGACAGUUUGCUAUUAGUAUCCAUUCAUUGUGGAAAAACAAAGUAGAUAUUAACUGCAGCUGAAUAAUAACUAGGUGUAAUAAGUUAUCAGCUUUCUUUCUUUAUGAUGUUCUUGACCUCUUUCUGCCUUCUUCCACAAAGCUUACAUGUACUUCUGGUUUCCUUCUUCUUACCAGCCCCUCUUAGUAUUUUUUGUGAAUUCCUUGACCCCUUCUUUCUUCCCUACUGUUCCUUCUUGGGUUUUUUUUAGUUCUGAGGUAGAGGCUGCGCCUUGUCCCCUCUCCAAGCAGAUUAGUAUAAAAAAGGUUUGAGGUAUAUUGCAGGCACAAAAAGCAUGCUGUGUUUGCAUUUAGAGAAAUGAUCAGCCCACUGACCCACAUAUCCUUGUGUUGUGUUCACUGACUCUUAGAAGACUGAGAGUGUUCCACCCUGGCAAGCAAAGCUUCCUGAGGACUUUUCCCCCCUGAUUUUUUAAAAAUCUAAUCUUAGUAUUCUUUGGUUAUACACUCUCUGCGUUAGAUGAUAGGCCUUUCUGCAUUACAGAAUGUGCUUUGAUAUCAUAGCACUAGACUAGCCAAAAUCUGCCUUACGCUUUGUUCCCUGAGAGAACUGAUUACUGAAGCGUUCUCAAAAUGUUUAAGUGUUACCUAGUUGGUCUAGUUCAGGGGUCUGCAACCUGCAGCUCUCCAGAUGUUCAUGGACUACAAUUCCCAUCAGCUCCUGCCAGCAUGGCCAAUUGGCCAUGAACAUCUGGAGAGCCGCAGGUUGCAGACCCCUGGUCUAGUUUGAAUACUGGUGAAGAGUGGCUGCUGCCCACUAGAUGGCAGCACAGCAGAACCAUUUAUAGCUGGCAGGUGAUGUGGUAUACCUUUUUGAUAAUUACGUGUGCCGCUGGUUACAGCACACCUAUGAUGCAAAUUCUGUUUGUGGGGUUGGAGUAUACCAGCAGCAUUUGGAAAGACAUUUUCGGCCACCUUUGAGCGAGGUGAAAAAGUCAUUCCAUUGCCAGAAAGCCUUCAGUCAGUGGGGAUUUUCAGUAGGAUUCUAGUCACAGAAAUACAGAUCUUAACAAGUGUUUUAGACUACAUUCUAGUUGCAAAAUUUAUCUUUGUGCUUUGGGUAUCUCACUGAACUAAACUGUUCCGGAUGUGAGUUGCUGUAAACCACUGAUGUGUUCAGGCCUUUUCAAAGCACUUUGCAUGCCUUCCCUGAGUAUUUCAUUUGUAUGGCAAACUGGUUUGCUGAGAACAUUUCUGGGGGCCCAGUUAGUUCAAAACAUUUCGUUCUGCCAUUCGUUGUAGAAAAGUCAUUUUCAAUGCAGUAGCUUUCUAGUUGUGUUCGGACAUCCAAAUAUCUAAAGUUCGCUGUCAUGAUAAAAUUGAAACUGGCACAAGGCAUGUUGCCAACUCCAGUUCUCAGUAUUAAAAUUGUAUACUAUAAUAAAUUUUAUUUUUUAGUAUAUCUGA